AUGAAGUGUUUAAUCAGAUUCACACAAACGCACGAGACGUUUCGUCUCGCCGAGAUUCAGGCCCUAGCAGAGCUUGAGAAUAUUCCUUUACAGGUUGAACACUAUGUUUCACAUUCACCAUUUUGUUUUGUAGACGUUCCGUCUGCAAAAGCAGCUGCACGACUGGUGAAGAGAAGCAUUCUCACCAAAGCCAUUUACGAAGUUUGGGGAACGGGUCCUACGUAUGAAAAACUUCAUGAUGAUAUAAAGACGCAUACAACAGAACAAUGGCCUGUUUACAAAAACUGCUCUUUCAAAUUUACAGUGGAUUGUUUUCAAAAUACGAGAUCAAACGCCCAGCAGCGAGAACUCAUCAAUGAGUUCCGAUAUCUGGAAUUCGAGGGGCCAAUUAAGAUGAAAGGAGCAGAUGAAGAGUUCUGUAUCUUGGAAGAAUGGCAACUUGAUGCUGCUGCUAACGGUUUGAAAGAACCUUCACAAGUCAUCUUUGGCCGAUUUCUCGGGGCUAGCGAACGAGAUAUUGUGGGAAAGUAUGAUCUCAAAAAACGGAAAUAUAUCAGUACCACCUCUAUGGAUUCCGAACUUGCUCUGGUCACUGCAAACAUCACAUUAGCAGCACCAGCAAAGUUAUUCUAUGACCCGUUUGUCGGUACGGGUAGUUUCCCAGUUGCAUGUGCACAUUUCGGAGCUCUUGCGUUCGGAAGCGAUAUUGAUGGGCGAAGUAUUCGAGGAAAGGAAAAGAGGAAUCUACAUUCUAAUUUUGUGCAAUAUGGACUUACAAAUCAGUUUGGAGAUAGUUUUGUGGCGGAUCUUACAAAUACGCCAUUAAGAUGUGCUAGACUAUUUGAUGGAAUAAUAUGCGAUCCACCUUACGGUGUGCGAGAGGGGUUAAAGGUACUGGGGAAUAGGGAUCCUACUAAGCCCAAAGUACCGAUUAUGUUAGAGGGCGAAACGCAACCUCAUCAUUUACAAGAAGCUUAUGUUCCACCCAAGAAACCAUAUUCUUUCCUUGCCAUGCUAGAAGAUAUUUUAGAUUUUGCGGCCAUCUCCUUGGUAGACAAUGGCCGUUUGUCGUUCUGGAUGCCAACGGCAAAUGAUGAGGAUCAGGAAAUCAAAAUCCCAACCCAUCCUUGUUUACAGAUUACAAGUGUAUGCACACAAGCAUUCAACAGAUGGUCAAGGAGACUUAUUACAUAUAAGAGGAUACCGGACUCAAUGAUUGAUCCUGAACAAAUCCGUGAACGGACUGCUAAUAGUACGGGUGUUACUGCAGAUGAGUUAAAUCCCUUUAGAAAGGGAUAUUUCCAAGGCUUUAAAUCAGCCUUUAGAGAUACACCGAAAUAA
Molecule: messenger RNA, 1341 nt
Organism: Sclerotinia borealis F-4128
Lineage: Eukaryota; Fungi; Ascomycota; Leotiomycetes; Helotiales; Sclerotiniaceae
Source: the annotation of a GenBank genome assembly